This is a messenger RNA of Theileria annulata, 1230 nucleotides long. RefSeq lists its product as uncharacterized. The record is from RefSeq and is a predicted model, not a curated record. The coding region runs from base 1 to 1230 and encodes 409 amino acids. Gene Ontology annotation, molecular function: methyltransferase activity. Gene Ontology annotation, biological process: rRNA methylation. Gene Ontology annotation, cellular component: mitochondrial large ribosomal subunit. The transcript has 3 exons. NCBI's taxonomy places the organism in Eukaryota, Apicomplexa, Aconoidasida, Piroplasmida, Theileriidae.
AUGGAAGUUUCCGGAGUUGGUUCUGGAAUUCUAUUUGAAAAUUACUAUUCAAAUUUAUUCAAGAGUAGGUGGGAAAACCUAUACAAAUCACUAAAGAAUCCUGUAAAAAAUAUCGCACUAAUUCCUCCAUUUUACUCUGAUAUUCCUCUCCAGAACGAGUUUAAUCAUUCCAACCUCAAUUCAACAGACUAUAAUAAUUUGGAUUCUAUGAAUGAUAAUUUAACUGAUUGUGCUGAAGAUCUUACUGAAAUACCAGAUGACGCUUAUGUUUAUAAACCAACAAUAUUACCUUGGUGUUAUGAAGUUACAUUAAAGGCCCUAGUUGACCCAAAGGAGCAUGAUAAAUUAGUAUUUAAUAAGAAUAUUUUCGACGCGAACGGAUACGUUUCAAGGUUAAUUGACCACAUUUAUUACCUAGAUGGUGCAUCAGCGUUUGCAGCUUUUUGUCUAGAGGCAAAGCCUGGAGAUAAAGUGUUAGAUAUGUGUUCUUCACCUGGUGGGAAAAUGAUAAUCUUAGCCUCUAACUUGUUUCAUAAUACUAUUAAUGGGAUUUCUGGAUUAACUAAUGGAAUUAAAGGCUCAAACAUGACAACGACGGAAUUAAUAGAUGAAAUAAAGAAUCGAAUGAAUGAGAGUAAAAUGAACUCAAAUAGUUCUGAAACCUUAUUAGUAUGUAACGAGCCAGUAAAAUCAAGGUAUAAAAGGUUAAUAGAAACGUCAAAACGACUAAUUCCUGAUAAGUUUAUCUCAGGAAAGCAUAUUCAAUUUGUAAAUUAUGACGCUACAGACCCUAACAAAUUUCAAAGAUUUGGUAAAUUUGAUAAGAUUUUAAUUGACGCGCCUUGUUCUUCAGAACGCCAUUUAAUAAAUAAAAACUUAUCUUGGAGUUUUAAGAAUAUUAAAGAAAACUCUAAAAGACAAUUAAAAUUGCUUCAAACUGCAAUUUCACUACUAAAAUCAGGUGGUACAAUUUUAUAUUGUACUUGCGCUUUAGAUCCCAUCGAAAAUGAAUUGGUAAUAAAUACAAUAUUAAAAAAUUAUGAUGACAUAAAGCAUGUUCAAAUUAAUUAUAAUGAUUUGAUUAACAAUAUUAAUAUUAAUAAUUUGAAAAUUAUGGAAAGUACGGAUUAUAACAAGUUUAAGCCAGAGAAAAGAACUCACGGAUGUUCAAUAAUGCCAGAUAAAUCAGAAUUUGGACCUUUAUACAUUGCAAAAUUACAAAAACUAUAA